AAACGGAUAUCAUCUUAUUUUUGUGAAGCGAUAGUAACAGGUGAAAGGACGUUUUGAACCCAUGAAUGAGGGAGUGACAUCAUCUCAUUUCCAGAAAAGAUUGCUACCAUCUUUCACAAGUGAAUGAGACAAAGUAUUUGAUGUACAAGCGAGAAGGGGGUUCACCUAGAAUGAAUGUCAGUGUUUUUAGUGCUUUUAAAAGGCUCAGUAAGUCUAGACUGAACUGAGCCUUUGCCAGGGGAUGUGGAUGGACAGAUGCAUUUAUUCAUCCAAAAAAAGCAUUGCCAACAUCCAUGAAAAAUGUACAAUUAUUCGCAUUACUGUCCUUAUUAUUUCUAUCAUUUUUUAUUAUUCUGGCAAGAAAAAUGAAAAGAAAUGACAAUAUUGAAAAUGUUGUAUUACGUAUUAUGACCAUGAAUUAUAAAUAUAAUUACAAAAUUGAAAAAAGCUAUUUCAUGAAUUUUGCCUUUUCUUUAAAAUCUUCUGUCUAGUUAUUAGUCAUUCGGUCACUAUAUUGUCAGUACCCAAUCUGAACAUUAUCUUCUAAAUGUUAUGCUUCUAAAUAUUCAUCAGUUUUUUCUCUGUCUGUCUGUGUAGUUCACUCACUAAUGCCCCUAGGUCACUGGCUUUUCUCUGUUAUCUGCAGUAUAAGCAGAGAAAGAAGGGCAGGCAUUUCAAAUAAAUGAUUUAUAUCCACACACAACACAUAUGCAGGAAAAAGCUAAUAGUAAUUUUUACUCUAAAGUACUGGUAACUGGGUUGCUAGAACUUUACCGUAUAAAUUGCAGUAACAAUAUGUUCAAGGGGCAGUUCACCAAAAUGAAAUUAAGGUAUGUUUCCAUGUACCAAAGUGGUAUCUGUCAUCCAGAUAGUUUUGCUGGAAUGUGACAAGUCUUCUAGAUCUAGGUUGCAGCUCAUCCUGAUGAAACAGACCUCACAGAUCCAUCUUCAUGUGGCAUCAAAGCGGCAAAAAUUUGACAAAUUCAACAGCAACAUCUCUACCCAAGUACACUGCAUGGUCAAAAGUAUGUAGACAUCCAAGCAUCACACCCAAAUGUGCAUGUGGAACAUCUCAUUCCAAAACCAUGGCCGUUAAUAUGGAGUUGUCUGGAUGAACAGACACUGCUCUGGGAAAGUGGAAAUGUACCUUAACUUCAUUUUUGGGUGAACGUCAAGCAUACGGUAGCAGGCUGUGUAUCAAAUGCUAAAUGUAUUACACUGUUUCACCAUAAAGUAUUGACAUAUAUAUUUACAUUUCAGCUGUUCACAAUUUUGUACCUUUGCGAUUUUACAGAAUUUUACUAUAAAAUUCAUGGACAUUUUUUACGGUGCAUCAUGACUUUUCAUCAAAAGGUAUUCAGUUACAGCCGUCCGCCUGUGUUCUCAUCCUCUCUUCUCUGUUCCCGAAUUCAGGCUGAAUGAUUGCUCCAGAUUCAUUAGCAGUUCAUGGGGUGGUGCCAAUUAAUGCUGAUGACUGCUAUUAAUCCUGGAUUUUUUUUUCAUUUUCUGAUGAUUAAGUUUCAUAUCCAGUGAUGUGUGACGGAUUGGUCGUGUUGCUGUCAUUAAUUGCCGUUUUAGUGCUUUAUCAACUUUGCAACGCUUGGAACGUCAGCGGAGUGUUAAAUAUUUUUUGUGUGGUAUAUUGUUUUCAAACUAUUAUCCUUUUUCCCCCACCCCACCCCUCGGUAGUUUGUGGUAUUGCUGUUCUGUCCUGACAGUCUGUACGUACUCACUGUAUCGCCUGUUAUGUCCAGUCUUGUCUGCCAGUGUGUACGUUUUAAUAAAACUCCCACCCCAACUAUCUGUCCUUCAAACCCAUUAUGUUUUCCACUCCCCAACCAAUCAGAAUGGUUUACAGGCAAAUGUAGUUGAUGAUGUAAUUGUUUUUUUGUGUGUGUGUGUGUUUAUGUGUCUGUUCAGAGGAACCCAAGCUGUCCAUGAAUUGAUGCUGUAGAAUUUUCAGUGAUGCAGACAGACUCCAUAUCACAGGACCUACCAACCUCCCCUCCCCCCCCCCAAAAAAAAACAGCUUUACCAAGAGAAAUCUAAUCUAUUCCAGCCUUCCUGCUCUGGCCCACUGCUGCCCCACAAAACAUGGCUUACUGUCAGAACCCCAAAAUUGUGGCCCGUGUUGAUUUUCAACGCUCAGCGUUCUUUAUAAGGAGCAGUACUGCCAGGGUACAGCCAGCAAAGUGAGAAACAUGGUGGCACUUAAACGAUAAAAUGCCACCUAUCGUUCAGUCUGUCUCCAGCCCUGUUUAAGCUCCCCCUUUCCAAAAUAAGUCUUUCUAAUAGUUGGUAAGUUUCAAUUCAUUUUACUUAAUUUUCUACUUUGUGGAAGUCAGGCCUUUUAUUUUAUUAAUUUAUUAAUAAAAUUUUAUUUAUUCAUCAAAUUUACUUUUUAUUAUAACUGCUCAACUUCAGAAACAGAAAAAAAACUGCGCUCCUUUCUGUCAGAUGUAACACGCCAGUAAUUUCCAAAGCAGUCUGUUCAGUUUGCAUCCAAGCGAUACACGCCGCUCAGUGAAGUUUGAUUAGUUUGUGUGCGUCGGGAGCUUCUUGCAGACGGUCCACGCUCAUUUCGUAUCCUUCGCUUUAUUCAGAUGGGCUAAGAAGUGGGGGUUAUGGACAGAAAUGGGAUCACAGUGCAGCAAGUGCCAUGGUGGGGAAUGCAACUGCGCAGGGGGAUUGGUGGGAUUAGUCAACACCAUGUCAGCCACCAUGCAGACCGUCUCUCCACCUACCCCCGUUUGCUGUGAAUGUAACACUGAGCAAUUUGCUGUUUCAGUUUUAUAUACAUUUCUUUAGCUUUUAGUUUUUUUCUCUUUUUUUGAUAGAUUAAUCGAUUGAUUGUGGGAUUGUUCACUAGACUAAAUCGAUGAGACACAAAGCAGUUGCUACUGCUUGUUAGCACGGCAAGAUUGCUUCAUUUUCACUUGUUAAUCUGUAUUUUCCGUUUCAAAAUGUGCACAACGCAAUAAACACUUCAAGAACAAAAAAGGGAGUAUUAAGAAAAGCACAAACUUCUAAAAAAUAAACAAAAGUGCAAUGAAUUUAAUAGUGUACAGUGGUCCUAAUUGGGGCAAUUCACAUAGACUAAAAAUUUUGGAAUGAAAACAAUACUGUGUAUGUGUGCAGUAUAACCACAAAAACCAAGGACACAGAAUCUUUUUUCGACUGCCAUACAUUAAAUGUAUCGUCUGAAUAUGCAAUUAAUCAGCUUUAUUGAAAUAUUGAAAAUGUCAUUUUCAUUAAUUCACCUGUGGUCAAAUAAAAAAAUAAUAUCAAUGUACACAGGAAUGUAAUCCACCUGUUGUUUUCAUAUGUGAGGGAUGUGACUGAAGGAUGGAUUAAGAAAGGUUGCCUGUACCUGUUACCAGGUAACUUUGGUUUACGUGAUGCCGAACCUAAAUGGAAUGGCGCAUAGAUAUUAGGCGAUGGGUGUACAGGCAGAACAAACGGAUAAAAAAAACUGUAAAAGAAAACCGAUUGAACAGGUUUGUCCUCUGGAUUAGGUGUGGCACUGAUGGAUUAAAAGAGUGGAUGAGAUGUGGUCAUAUAAUACAGACACACAGUCAAACAGAUACGCGAGCACGCACACAUACACACACACACAGACACUUAAUGACUGGCCCAGCCAGUGCAGUAUGGGAGGAGUACAACGGUGAGGCUAGAACCAGGGGCAUCGUUUCAAAAUAGCAUUGUGACGUCAAAAAAAGGUGGUGGAAAUAGAGAGAGAGAUUACUUAAAUCACAUCCAUUCUGUGAGGACAAGAAAAAGGCGGGAGGAGUACUGGAGAAAAGUGCGGUGGCCAUGGCGUUGUUGGCUGUGGUGCGGUCCCCCCCUCUCACAUUCUUUCAGACGGUGGUGUCCCUCCUGCUGUCCGCGGUGGCCCUGCUGUCCCCCUACUGGUGCGAGGGCCGGCAGAAGGUGCCCAAGCCGCUGUGCACUCGGACCAAGCACACCGACUGCAUCCCGGUGCCCGGCGUCUCCAACUCCGCCUCCAUACAGUUCUCCUGGGAGACCGGCGACGACCGCUUCAUCUUCCCCAGUUUCCACUCGGGGCUGUGGAUCAGCUGCGAGGAGAACAUCUACAGCGAUGAGUGGGAGGAAAAGUGUCGCUAUUUCAUGGACCUGACUCCGAGAUCCGAGAAAGGAAUUUGGUGGUUGUGCGUGACCAUGGAGCUCAUGUAUGUGGCGCUGUUGAGUAUCAGCUGUGUGCUGCUGUUGGUGCAGCUGGGGCUGCGCAGACGGCUGCGCUCCUCCCAGCAGUGGGGGAUGCUCCUCAACGCUUUCUCCGCAGUCUUCACUGUGUUGGGAGGACUGCUGGGGAUGGUAGCCCAUAUGAUGUUUAUGCAGGUGUUCCAGGUGACUGCUUCUAUGGGACCAGAGGAUUUUAAUCCCCACAGCUAUGGUUACUCAUGGGCCUUCUAUGUGGCAUGGGCUGCUUUCUCUGUCUGCAUGUCUUCCGGUGUCUCCGCCCUAAACAGCUACACCAGAGACACGCUGCUGAGGAGGCUGAAGCACAAGGCUUGGGCGUACCCUCUCCAGCCACACCCAGCCCCCUUCUACUGCCCCCCACCUCCACCCAUUCCACCCCCACCCCUGUCCCCUUUAUCCCCCUACUACAUUCCCGAAUCCCCCUCCCACUUACCUCCCUCCCUGCCUUCUCCUCCACCUCUCUCUUGUUCUCUGUCUCCUUUUUACUCUCCUUCCAUUCCCUCUCCAUCACUGUCCUUGCCUCGCCCCGCCCAUGGCUACAUACCCCAGUUUUGCGAAGAGGAUUCGAGCGGCCCUCUCUGAUGAUGUCACUUCCUUAAAUGACCACUGCUACCCUGAGCUGCCAGGGACAUUUUUUUGUGUUAGAUUUGUUUUUAAUUGAACGCAAUGACAAUAACAUCACUGAUUUGGUAGCUCAUAAAUUGGACACUAUUGCUUUAAAUCAAAUAAAUGAGAGCUAGGCAAUGCUGUUCAUUCAAAUAGAACUGCUGUGUUUAUGCCAGGAGUUUUUAAACAGGGAGACCUAGAGCUCCUUCAGUUAUGUCUGUGCAAAACAGAUUACAACGUAAAAUCAAAAUAUGUGAAAUAUCCAACUUCAAAAUCCUUUAUCUAUGCAAAAAAUACAGCAAUGUACUUGUCUUGAGGUUUGUACCAUACAGUACGUGUGCAGAAUAAAGAGAACUCAACUUUGCGAUAACAGAUUUGUUUAAUUUCCCUAUCACCCAAACCAAGCAGCAAACACACAAAACUCUCACAGUGUCACAUUUUUAAAUCUUUAUUUUAAAAAAAAUCAUAGGAAUGCUAUUUCCAUUGUUUGUCUUUUACAGCUCAAAGUCACAAGGAAUUCUGUUCUGGGAAUCAUUCCCAACUUGGCCACAUUCAACAAAACACAAAAACCCAGCUCCCCGAGGGCUGGUCUAUGAAGGGAGCUUAGUCUAGUGCGAUAUGCACACCACACUGCACCAUAAGACCGGAAA
Molecule: messenger RNA, 5477 nt
Organism: Anguilla anguilla (European eel)
Lineage: Eukaryota; Metazoa; Chordata; Actinopteri; Anguilliformes; Anguillidae
Product: germ cell-specific gene 1-like protein
Exons: 6
Coding region: 3814-4803 (329 amino acids)
Cellular component (GO): plasma membrane
Source: RefSeq, a predicted model, not a curated record